UCAGUAAUAGUUGAUCCUUGUCACACACCAAAUCGGAAGGCUGAGGACGCUCGUGGCAGCCAAAAAAGAAAGGCUACUCGACCGCAGCAGGUUACCGAUGUUGUGCACGUUGAUGUAGAUGAUAAGCUUUUCAAUUCCUUGAAGUGCGAACCGCCGUGCAAACUCGCUGCUAACAACAAAGAACUGGAGCAGCCGUCUCCUACCGUAUCUGACUCGCACACUAGUGGAACAAGCAGUCAAGCUGGGGACACACCCGCGAAAUGCUUCGAUUGUCAGGUCGUGAAGGAGAAGCUGAACGUUUCGCAAUCUAAAAUGUUGGAAUAUGAGCAGAAGAUUAACCAUCUCGAGGCGAAGAUCGUCGAGCUGCAACGAACUGCCAGUGAAAGAAAUCACAACAAUAAUCAAAGUGAAAACUUCCACGCAGAAGGCAAUUCCGAUCAGCUACAGGUCGCUGUGAGUUCGAGUUUCAUUGUGUCAGUUCAAGCAGAAAGAAAGAGAACGGCAGCGAGAGAGUACAGUACACCUAAUUGUGCCCUUUGUCAAAGCAGUUUCUCGCUCUCUCAUCUCAUCAAGUCAAGAUUAGGAAGAAGUACUGUUGUACACGUAGGCGGCUAA
This is a messenger RNA of Strongylus vulgaris, 615 nucleotides long. Lineage: Eukaryota; Metazoa; Nematoda; Chromadorea; Rhabditida; Strongylidae. The record is from the annotation of a GenBank genome assembly.